CUCUAUUAGCCCAACCCGACAAAUGUGGUAUCACAGCCCACGUGUUGGGCAUCAACAGAAAGCCCAGGAUCUCACAUAGAGUGUUUAAAUGGUGCAAAGCCAAUCAACCGUCAACGCCCACAUUCCAGCAAGAACGUUCACACGUCCUUGGAUGCAAGCUGCCGUUAAACUCGCCUGAAGAAGUAGAAGACCACUACGUCCAAGAACUGGUGAAAUUUUGCAGGAUGUAUCCAACUGGUGGAUCAUUUCGGGGUUCCAGAGGAACUUGUAUUGAACAAAUGCUCAAGAAGAAUUCGCCACCAACAUCAGGACCAACCCGAUCACCAUCUAACAUGAAUGUUGGCUUUGACCAGCAAGUGAAAAGCACUUUUAAACCUGGUCAUGAUGGAAGACCAAAAGUCUCUCCUAAAAUACUGAUUGAAAGAUACAAGAAUGGAGAGACGAAUGCUAUAUCGUUGCUCCAUCAGCUUGCCCAGACUUUGCAGUUCCAUCUGGAAAUGAAGGAGACAGUAGCCCCAGCCAAUACUACGGGGCUUUAUUUUGCCUUUUGUGCUGUGAUCGAUGGAGUGCAGUACAAGACUGGUAUAGGGGUAACAAAGAAGGAGGCUCGUCUGAAUGCAGCGGAGCUCGCUUUUCAGGAUCUGCUGCCCACCCUGGAGAGUCUGAAAUCUGCACUUCCUGAAGCAUCAUCUUUGGAUGUCCCUGCACCCCUGCCAGUAAAAGAGGAGCCCGCCAUUUCUGAUAUCCAUGCUUGUAGAGCCAUGCUCGAAAGGAAGGCAUUUGUCAAUCUUCAGAUUCCACAUGCUGUCAGGGAUCAGCUCACGAAACUGAUGAAUAGUCACCCAGAGUUCUCCGGAUGUGCAGGCACCACGGCAGCAUUCAUUCUUCAGACUUCCAAUGAAUAUGAAGUGGUUGCUCUUGGGACCGGUAAUUUUAAUACAAAAGAGAGUAUCUCAUCGAACGGGAGGAUUGUGCAUGAUUCACACGCAGUCGUCACAGCAAGAAGAUCUCUUAUGAGGUUCCUGUACCGGCACCUGCUGAUGUUUUUCAGCAAAAAUGCAAGUCUCACUGAGAAGUCAAUCUUCCAGCAAAGCAGCAGCAGCAGCUUCCUCAGCCUGAAGAGUGGUGUAACUCUUCACCUCUAUGUCAACCAACUGCCAAAGGGUGCUGCUCAGAUCCCUUCCAAACUGCGCCUGAACCCACUCUCCAUGUCAGCAUGGCAAGUUAACAACGAGAUCAGCCUACACCUGUCUGUGGAGGGCAAGGUGUUCUCGGUUUUCUCGUCACUCCUUGAUCACUCUAACUCCAAAGUUGUCAGCAUGUCCACAACAGACAAGAUCACUCAGUGGCAGGUCCUUGGAUACCAGGGAGCCUUGCUUAGCCACUUUAUCGAGCCCAUCUAUGUCCACAGCAUCCUCAUAGGUGACUCUGACUGUAGUGAAAUUCGUGGCAUGGAGAUGUCUGUCAGCCAGCGUGUAGAGGGCAUCACCUCCAACCUGCCCAUGUUCUAUUGCAUGAUGAGGCCUCACAUUAGCCUGGUGCCAUCUGUGGCUUCCAGCCGUGCAGGCGGUAACCAGCUGACCUACGGUAUCAACUGGAGCGAGGGAGACAGCUCCCUGGAGGUUGUGGAUGGUCUGGAGGGCAAGACCAUAGAGGACUCUCCCUUUAAGAGUGGAUCUGCCCUAGCGAGCCGUCUGUGCAAAGCAGCGAUGAUGCACCGCUUCAGGUUGGUGGCCAAAGAGGCUCAGAGGACGGACCUGCUGGCCACAAGUACCUACAGAGAAGCAAAGAUGAUGGCGAAGCCAUACCAGGAAGCCAAGAAUGUACUGCGGGCGUACCUGUUGCAGAAGGGCUUUGGUUCCUGGCAAGACAAGGUUUUGGUUAGUGAUAACUUCAGCAUGUGAAUAAUGUUACAACAUUAAAGAAGAAUGUUGAUCAAUAAUCAGUUGUGUUCAAAAUGUUCAGCCUACUUUUCAUUUGCACCACUUGCUGCAUGUUGGUUUCAGAAUUUGUUUUUCAAAAUACAUUUAAAGAUUUGUUGAAAAUAAUUUGAAGCACCCAACAUAUAAUAUUGCACCACAACUGGUCUUUAGUUUUGCUUCUUUCAGUUAAUACAUAUACUGUAUAUUAAGUACAUUCUUUCUUUAUUUGCACUGGUUCAUAUACUGUAUCUUUUGUGAUGGAAAUGGCCAUAGAGCUUAGGACAGAAAAAAUAAAAGUAUGUCAACCAAA
Molecule: messenger RNA, 2232 nt
Organism: Oreochromis aureus
Lineage: Eukaryota; Metazoa; Chordata; Actinopteri; Cichliformes; Cichlidae
Gene: adad1
Product: adenosine deaminase domain containing 1 (testis-specific)
Exons: 14
Coding region: 225-1904 (559 amino acids)
Biological process (GO): RNA processing; adenosine to inosine editing
Cellular component (GO): cytoplasm; nucleolus
Molecular function (GO): double-stranded RNA adenosine deaminase activity; tRNA-specific adenosine deaminase activity; double-stranded RNA binding
Source: RefSeq, a predicted model, not a curated record